AAAGUCUUCCUCUUCCCAUUUUGCCAUGUUAAAAGACAGAACCCACGUCAAAGGAAAAGAGUCCACCUUCAAGACGCACUCUUUAGGUUCCCAUCUUUGCACUUUUCUCUCUCAGCUUCCAAUUCCCAGAACAUUACUACUGUUUUUUUAACCUUGGGAGGCCUGGAAAUCUGCCUCCUAGAUUUUGUCAGUCAACUUUACAGAGCAGUCUAAAGCCCGCCAGACAACCCCCUCGGGGUUCAUUAGUGGUAACAGACAAGGUCGGUAUCAUGGACCAAGGGGGCGCAGCCACCAGAAACGGUGGCUCGGGAAGCGGCUCAGUCGGUGUUCAGAUCCAACAAUCCCGAAGGCUCCCGGAUUUCCUUCAAAGCGUCAAUCUCAAGUACGUGAAAUUAGGCUACCACUAUCUAAUCUCCAAUCUUUUGACCCUUUGUUUCAUCCCUCUAAUCGCGGUUAUUUCAAUCGAAGGUUCUCAAAUGAAUCUCGAUGAUUUACGCCAGUUAUGGCUUCACCUUAAAUACAAUCUAGUCAGCAUAAUCAUUUGCUCUGCUAUUUUAGUGUUCGGGUUAACGGUGUAUAUCAUGACCCGUCCCCGACCGGUUUACCUUGUCGAUUAUUCUUGUUACCGUGCUCCGGACCAUCUUAAAGCUCCCUACGGUCGUUUCAUGGAGCACUCAAGGUUAACUGGUGAUUUUGAUGAAUCGUCUCUCGAGUUCCAGCGGAAGAUUUUGGAGCGCUCGGGGCUCGGAGAAGAGACUUAUGUGCCUAAAGCAAUGCACAAUAUUCCUCCAACGCCGUCCAUGGCGGCGGCGCGGGACGAAGCUGAGGAGGUUAUGUUUGGGGCAUUGGAUAUUCUUUUUCGGAACACGAAUGUCAACCCCAAGGAUAUUGGUAUUCUUGUUGUGAAUUGUAGUUUGUUCAAUCCAACGCCUUCGUUGUCGGCAAUGAUUGUGAAUAAGUAUAAGCUGAGGGGAAAUAUUAGGAGUUUUAACUUAGGUGGGAUGGGGUGUAGCGCUGGGGUUAUCGCAGUGGAUCUUGCUAAGGAUUUGUUGCAGGUGCACAGGAAUACGUAUGCUGUUGUUGUGAGUACUGAGAACAUUACUCAGAACUGGUAUUUUGGGAAUAAGAAGUCUAUGCUGAUACCAAAUUGUUUGUUUCGCGUUGGGGGUUCUGCGGUUUUGCUUUCGAAUAAGUCUAAGGAUAGAAGGCGGGCUAAGUAUAAGCUUAUUCAUGUGGUGAGGACUCAUCGUGGUGCAGAUGAUAAGGCGUUUAGGUGUGUGUAUCAGGAGCAGGAUGAUGCAGGGAAGACGGGUGUUUCACUGUCUAAAGAUUUGAUGGCAAUUGCUGGAGGUGCGCUAAAGACCAAUAUCACCACAUUGGGCCCUCUUGUGCUUCCAAUCAGUGAGCAGCUUUUGUUCUUCACAACCUUGCUGGUGAAGAAACUGUUCAAUGCCAGUGUCAAGCCUUAUAUUCCAGAUUUCAAGUUGGCAUUUGAUCAUUUCUGUAUACAUGCUGGUGGAAGGGCUGUGAUUGAUGAGCUGGAGAAGAAUCUGCAGCUGCUACCAGUACAUGUGGAGGCUUCCAGGAUGACUCUCCAUCGUUUCGGAAAUACUUCUUCGAGCUCCAUUUGGUAUGAAUUGGCGUACAUUGAGGCUAAGGGGAGGAUGCGGAAGCGCAACCGUGUCUGGCAAAUUGCAUUUGGAAGUGGUUUCAAAUGUAAUAGCGCAGUCUGGGAAGCACUUCGGAAUGUAAAGCCAUCUGGUAAUGGUCCCUGGGAAGAUUGUAUUGAUAACUAUCCUGUGAAAAUAAGUACCUAGGUGUACAACAUUUUGAGUUAGAUUCUAUAUUUAGACACAGUAUUAAUGGGAAGGUAGACCGCAAUAUCUUGCUUUUAUCCAAGUCUUGAUGUGUACUUAGUCAUCCUUCAGCUUGUUAUCAAAUGUGGCUACCUUUGUGUUUCAUUUUUUGAACUUGCAUGCAUCUCUGGAGUACUAUCAUGUGAGACUUGCUCAUUUUGUACCAUAACAGUCCAUCUAUUUUACUGGUCAUUGACCUGUUUGAGACUAA
Messenger RNA from Theobroma umbraticum, 2067 nucleotides. RefSeq names its product 3-ketoacyl-CoA synthase 4 (gene KCS4). Lineage: Eukaryota; Viridiplantae; Streptophyta; Magnoliopsida; Malvales; Malvaceae. The record is from RefSeq and is a predicted model, not a curated record. Gene Ontology annotation, molecular function: acyltransferase activity, transferring groups other than amino-acyl groups. Gene Ontology annotation, cellular component: membrane. Gene Ontology annotation, biological process: fatty acid biosynthetic process.